This is a messenger RNA of Pseudo-nitzschia multistriata, 2931 nucleotides long. The record is from the annotation of a GenBank genome assembly. NCBI's taxonomy places the organism in Eukaryota, Bacillariophyta, Bacillariophyceae, Bacillariales, Bacillariaceae.
AUUAAACUCGUACGAGUACGUACGUACUGUUGCUACUGCAGCAACUCGUUACCAUCGCGAAAAAAUUGUAGAGACCAUCAUAAAUGGUGCARUGCCAUUUUUGACAACAGAAGGGAAUCUUGAAUAGUACCGCCGGRACUCUUUCCGAUAUCGGGAGUGCAUUCAAACACAACUAUGUCAUGGUUAAAYAACGUCAACAAUCUGCUGACCAAGUUAGAUGGGCAGGCAGAAACGAUGGCCGAAAUGGUUGCGGAACAUGACGAAGCAGCCGACGAAGUUGGGAUUGAUAACAUUCUUGCCAAACGAGGACUGUCAUCAGUGAGUUCCGAUGACGAAGAGGAAAGCGAUGCCAAUGAUGGGGAACAAAAGUCAGAAGUAGAUGAUCUCAAAGAAGAUCAAGAGAUUGCAGACGACAGCAAAGAUGGUGACAAGAAAACAGAAGACUCGAACGCCGUGGACACGGCUGGUGGCUCACAACUAUCAGUCGAGAAAGAAUCACCAGAAACUGUUGAAGAAAAGGCAGCGGCAGCGAAAGUUUUGAACGAGGAUACCUCGAACGACGACAACAAAAGCGAUGACGGAGGAGGUGCAGUAAAAACACCGGUAGUGACGGAACGACAGGAAACAAAGGCUUCCAAUACGGACAGCUUGGAAGUUGUGUCUUCGCAAGAUCCGUCUUCCGGGAAACCCAAGGAAGAUGCAUUGCAAUCGACUGGCAAGGGUCUCAAAGACAAUUCACCAGAAAGCGACGACGGAGAUGAUGAGAAGAAUAAAACGACUCCGUCGAAUCCUCUUUCGUCGUCGACACCUGGGGAUGGGACGGCUCCUUUGUCAUUGCCAUCCCCACCAGACAUGGCUUCGCUGAGAGCAAAAGUUGCACCAAUUCAGGAGGCAUCGGCUUUGMUUUUUGGUCAAAAGGAGAAGCAGCGACCAGCUGUCAUGACUUCGCCCGGUCGGCCGAAACGAGAGCUUGCGCAGGCGCAAAAGGAAGCUCGUAUUUUGAGACGGCACGUUGUAUCUCUAAACGAACAGCUUGAGACAGCCGAAUCGGAAUUGCAAGCACAGCGGAAAGAACUUGAGAGGGCAGGAGAACGCAUGGAAAAAGACCGGAUUCGGCUAAAGCAAGAAAAGGAUGCGUUUCAAAAACGAAACGCUCAAGAAACAGAACUACUAAAGUCACAACACGAGAAGACUUUAAAGGAACAACAGGCAAGGUUUGAGGAACAGCUGGAACGGUACAGAGGAAAGCUAUCGGAGGAAGAAAAACGAAGAAAACAGCAAGGUGGAGACUGGGACAAAGAAAUGUCAAACGCGAUAGAGCGGGAACAGGAGAUGAGACAAACAUUAAAUGCGCUGGAAGACGAGAAGGCGGUGCUUUUGUCUCAGAUUUCGACCCUCCAAGGGCAACAAGCAGUACUAGGAUCGCGAUUGGAAUCACUGACAGAGGCAGCUGAUAAUGCGAUGGAGCGUGAACGCGAUGCAGAAAAUCGGUUGGAUGUGGCGYUAAAUCAGCACGCACGCCAAAUAACACAACGACAGGUGCGUUCUCCAUGAAUCAGUUCUUGUGAUGGAAAAUCUAUUUUGUGUUUCUGAUGUGGCCGUUCUGUUGUUAUUGUAUUUGUACCCACAGGCAAGAGAAUCAGAGCUUGAACGAACAGUUCAGGAGCUCAAUGCAGCUCUAGUAGUGUCGUCCCAAGGCAAGGUUGAUGAGGAGACUCCCUCCAGGGUAGGGGGCAAUGAUAGUCUCUUGGAAGCCCGGAUWAGCGCUUUGGAAAUGGAUCUUCAGGCCGCRAAUUCAAACCUUGCCAUUGAAAGAGAACAAGUAAGUGGACCACUUUUUUUGUUAUUGUUAUUCUYUAUAGAYGUAUCAGACGAAACCAACAGCUUUACUAACACGAUUUUGUCCAUAGAGCGAGACUCUACAAAUCCAGCUUCGUAGUUUUACAAAUGAAACUACUCACGAAGCGACGAUGGUUCAUGCUAAGGAAAUACAGUACGAUCGCAAAAUAGCCGAUAUGUCUCUGACGAUAACUAAGCUGGAAGCAGAAGUAAGGGAGUAUGAGAAAGUAAAUUCACAGGAUCCUAAUCCUUCGGCAGGCUCUUUCAAUGACGCGGAACUGUCGAAUCGGAUUAAGGUGCUUUCAGAAGAAGUUGUUCGGUUGCGUGAUAAGAUUGCAAACCAUAAUAGUGAAUCUCUUGCUAUGAAAAACCGUUUGAAGGUGGCCGUUGACAGGUCGAAAAAGCUUGAAGAUGAACUAUUGAUCUACAGAAACUCACCUGGUGCUGACGGAGAUCGAUAUGAUUCCAUGGAACAAAAUCUGAAGCCCGGUAUCUAUUCGAAAAGGAGGCACGGUGCCCAGGCCAAUGGAUCUAUUCGCAAUGCCAUGCUUCUGAACUCGUCACGAGGUGACAGGGCCGAGAAAAUUGGUCAGGUUGUUGAUCAGAUUGACUCAUUCGCUGCUUCGACAGGUAAGUGRAGGAGUGUGACUGUGGGUAUUGCUCAUUUGUUGUCAAAAUAGGCUCACCUUGUCUAAACCGUGAAUUUACUCUUUUGUGRCACAAUCUCAGGGAAAUAUUUGAGACGGAAUCCUCUUGCACGCGCGGGAUUUAUCUUUUAUUUGAUWUUGAUGCAUUUGUGGACGUUUGUUUUGCUUUUCUUCCAUGCUCAUUCCUUCGACACAAUUCCAAAUAGUUCAGAUAUUGGUCAUUUGUCCCACGGUCCGCAGGCAGUGAUGCAACAGCACGAACUGAACAAAAAUAUUGAUCUCAUUAUCAAUUCUGAUGCAAGUGCAGCUGUACAAAUYAGUGCCGACAAACAACAACGUACAGCACACAAGGAUCAAACUGAAGAGGAAGUAAAGGCUGCUUAAAGACAAUAGUCAACUGACGCUUUUGUGGUAUGGACAACUUCAAUAUAAUGGCCAACGAUGG